This is a messenger RNA of Triticum dicoccoides, 1170 nucleotides long. RefSeq lists its product as uncharacterized. Lineage: Eukaryota; Viridiplantae; Streptophyta; Magnoliopsida; Poales; Poaceae. Gene Ontology annotation, biological process: lipid metabolic process. The record is from RefSeq and is a predicted model, not a curated record. Bases 59 to 418 code for a protein of 119 amino acids. The transcript has 3 exons.
CUUCGUUCCAACCCAAUGUCCACCUGCAUGCAGGGGCUGUCCUGCACCGCGUUCGUCCAUGGAAGCAUCCGACAGCAACCAAGAACCAGAACAUCUCAUUGUUCUGGUUCAUGGUAUCAUGCAGGAUUUAGAGCUUAAUUUCAUUGUUACUGCUGGCAACAUAUUUCCUCUCGACUUGGCCUGCCCCAGUGACUGGACAUAUGGGGAAGCAGUGCUGAAAAAGAGGCUAGGUGAUAAUUUCUUCAUCUAUGGUUUGGAGUUGAGAAAAGAAAAUCUCAGCCAUAAAAGGGCAAACAAUUUCUUUGGAGCUAGUUCAUCAAACAUCUACGCGAAAACUUUUGAUGGGAUCGAUGUAGCUGGAAGAAGGUUAGCGAAAGAAGUAUGUGGCGGAGACUAUUCUCUGCUCUUCAUGUAUUGACAGCUUAGGAAGCUUCCAUAAUAAUGCCCUAUGGAAAGAAGGCCUUGGAUGUGGUUCAGAAGAUGCCCGGCUUGAAAAAGAUUUCCUUCAUAGUAUACAUUCUUUGGGUGGUCUGUUUGCCGGAUAUGCUAUUUCUAUACUAAAUUCACUGCAAAAGAAACCGGAAGCGGUGUUAGUGUCAUGCCGACAGUUGGAGGAUCUGAAAUAUCACACACUUCAGGAUUAGGUGACAUUGCUGGGUUGGAUCCACUUAAUUUUAUUACAUUGGUAACCCCACAUCUUGGUAUUAGGGAAAAAUCAGGUGGGUGUCAAACAUGCAUUAAAGUAUAUUUGUCCCCUUUUGAACUUCCCAUCUAAUCUUGGUUGACUUGGAAGCAAAACUCUUGUUUUCGUAUUUGUGGGAUUUUUGUGACCUAUUAAGGAUUUUGUAAGGUAGACUCAAACACAUUGUGGUAUAUCACUAGUUCGUGUCAAAGCCAAUAAACCAUGUAGUAGUAAAGAUUCUGGUGAAACAUACAAGCGAUCGCUCAGGGAGAAAAUAGUAAUAUUACUGUGACUUUGUAAUAUCUAGAAGUGUGUUAAUUCCAUGCGAAUUUACUGGCUUUGGUAAUUACCAGCUUCCAUUUCUUCAAGGGCAGUCUAUUGUAGAUAAACUUGCAGUACCUUUGGCUCCCUUCAUUGUCGGACGCAGUGGUGCCCAACUCUUUCUCACUGAUGGUGAACCUAGCAAGCCACCUCUUCUUCUACUAAUA